UAAAGGAGCCGGAGCCUGUGAAGGAGCGAAGCCCCGUUCCUCAGCGAGCAGCCCCAGCAUCAAGCAGCCACCGGCACCGGAGACAUGGCGUCCAACAGCGGCUCAGUAGGCCGAUGGGAGGUCGUGAAGAAGGGGAAGAAGAACAGCAGCAGCACCGGCAGCACCAGCUCCGGGAAGAGCUCGACCGAGAAGAAGAGCGGCGGCGGCGGUAGCGCCAGCGGGGGGAGGAAAGCCCUGUGCGAGUCCAACCAGACCUCCAGAGGUCCCUCGAUUUUGUCAGAGACUGUGUACGACAACUUCGAGAAGAUGGUGAAGAAACAGAACAAGGAGCAGGUUCCACCAGCGGCCGAGCCUCAGACCAAGAAGCCUGCGACGAGUAAACCCCCCAAGAAAUCAACCCCCAGCAAUACAGUCGCCCCUCCGACGCACAAGAGCCUGGAGGAAGCCUUCAAAGCUCUGGAUGUCGGGGACCUGAAGCAGCAGCUGGCUCACAGUCAGACCCUGUUCCCAGACAAUCCGUCAGUCUGGGUCAAAGACCUGGCCGGGUACCUCAACCUCAAUCUGACUGUGCCGGAGACAGAGCCCACUCACUGCAGCUACGCUCACGAUUACCCAUACUGCCUCACAGGGAAGGAGCUGAAGGCUGUGAUUAAAGGCCUCAUCAGACGCUGCAGCGACGUUCUGCCAGGAUUCUUCGACCACUGUGUUUACACCAUGCUCCGGGAGCUGGACAGGCAGUCAGGAGAACCACUUCAUGGCUACAGAGUUUGCAUCCAGGCAAUUCUAAAGGACAAACCCACAAUAGCCACCCAAAAUCUGCCAGAGUAUUUGGAGUUACUGCGGUCGGUUCAGAAUCGCCCAGUGAAGUGUUUGACCAUCAUGUGGGCUCUGGGACAAGCAGGAUUUUAUGACCUCAGCCAGGGACUAAGAGUGUGGCUGGGCAUCAUGCUUCCUGUGCUCGGAGUGAAAUCCUUGUCUGCGUAUGCCAUUGCCUAUCUGGAUCGACUUCUCCUACUUCAUGCAAACCUGACAGUGGGAUUUGGCAUCAUUGGCCCUAAAGAGUUCUUUCCUUUGCUGGAUUUUGCCUUCAUGCCCAAGAAUGCUCUGUCAUCAAGUCUGCAGGAGCAGCUGAGGCGUCUGUACCCUCGACUCAAGGUCCUCGCCUUCGGAGCCAAACCAGAGAGCACGCUACACCAGUACCUGCCGUCCUUCCUGUCCAGAGCCACGUCCCACUGUCCUGACGACAUGAAGAAAGAGCUGCUCAGCAGUAUGACAGAGUGUUUGUGUGUGGACGUACAAAGUCUUGGAGUAUGGAGGCAGCUCUAUACCAAACACUUACCCCAGUCCAGUUUGCUGUUGAAUCAUUUGUUGAAGUCCUGGAAAACCCUCCCACCAAAACUGCGGAAGAACCUUGAAGAAACCAUCCAGUCGUUCCGAGUGACCAAUGAGGAAAUGAGAGACACCGUGGAGACUGAGGAGCUUCACGAGUGCAACGACCUGUGUCAGAACCUGCAGGUGAAGAUGCGUGGCCGUGGGUUCCCCUGGUUCAAGCUGCUCAUGGUUCUGUUCAUGUUCAUCGCCGGCUUCAUGGCCCACGACGUCAGAACUCACGGCUCCUUCACAGAUUCCAGCACAGCGAAGUAUCUGCGCAACUCCGGGGUCACGGCCGUGUCUCAGCAGGCCUUGGGCAAAAUAACAGUCUAUUCAAAACAGGGCUUCAGCUGGCUGGAGACAAACACCCCUUAUUAUUACUCUGAGAGCGUGCGGGUCCUGGGGCCACUGAUGACCCAGGCCGUGGAGAAGUCAAAAGCAGCAGCCAUCUUCAUCUCUGAAAACACCACCCAGCUCAUCCUCUGGGUCCGAGAAAAGACGCCGCUUGUCAUAGAAUGGGUCUACACCAACACUCCGGACAGUGUGUUCCAGGUGCUGGCGUAUGUGAAGGAGCUGCUGCUCCUCCUCCAUCACGACUACAUCCUGCCAGCUCUGGCUUUCAUCGCUGAGCUGCUGCAGCGAGCGUGGACCAACCUGCAGGAGUCCUGCAACGGUGAGGUGUCGGUGUCGUGUCUGCAGGGCCACACCGUGACCUUCGCCAACUCAACGUGGCAGCUGCUCCAACACACGACCACCGCCAUCAAGACGUGGGCUCAGGAGCUGCUGACGAGGGCAUGAUCAACAACAACAACAACAACAACAGAUACUGACUAACUUACACACACAAUAAGAAAACACCAGGAGGCUGCCUCUCAGUGCACGGGCUCCUCUCUGAAGCCGUCACCGUGCUGCAGACCAGAGGAGCUCACUCAGCAGGAACCGUCUUCUGUCUCUUGUUUCUGCUCAAUUUGAUCAAAUCAGUUUGCUGUUGUAUAGAUGUUUGUUUUUCUACUGAUCCUUUUUGUCACUAGUGGACGCUGAGGUCGUCUCUUUCUCUCUCUCUCCUACUCUCUCUCUCUCUCUUUCUUUCUUUUUCUCUCGCUCGAUCUCUGAGUUUUCUACCGCAAAUUUCAACUGUUGCUUUAACAAAUUGUGUAAUUUAUAGAAGAUGUAGGUUUGUAGAUGAUUUAUAAGCUGUUUUUAUUUAAGAUAUAUUAAGAAAAAUAAAGAAACUUGCUAAAAGGGGCAGGGAAAAGACAAAAAAAAACUGUCUCCAAGACCUCAUCAUCUAAACUCUGAGGACCACUUCACCUCCUCACUGUGAAGCCAAUUGUUGUGUGAUUGUUUGUGUCGGGCUCCAUGAAGCCAUCAUCAAGUCCGAGGAGCUCACGUCUGCCGGUGGAUGGACUCGCUCACCAAACAGGAGAGAGUCUCAUCCGUGUGGAAAAUAAAACCUGCUCGCUGGCUUCUUGUCUUUCACGUCUUUGCCGCCUCUUCUGUCCUGUUUCUCGUUUUUAUUUUGUUCUUCAUCAGCAGCUCGACGACUGUGUUCUCAUACUUGAAGUCUGAGGAUAUUCCUUGUGUGUGUGUGUUUGAGUCAGAGUGCAUGUGUUGAUGCACUUAUUCUCCUUUAAUUAACCCCGUGCCAACAUCCUCAAGUACACCCAUAACAGUCCCCCCCCCCCCCUCAGAAGAGCCGAUUCACUAACAUUAACGAGAUGUUUGGACGGAAAAAUGGAAACGAUUCAUGUCUUACUUUGUAAUGUAAAUGAUUUAUAAUAAAGAUCUCAACCCCA
This is a messenger RNA of Pleuronectes platessa (European plaice), 3167 nucleotides long. RefSeq names its product transmembrane protein 214-A. Bases 85 to 2169 code for a protein of 694 amino acids. The transcript is spliced from 17 exons. NCBI's taxonomy places the organism in Eukaryota, Metazoa, Chordata, Actinopteri, Pleuronectiformes, Pleuronectidae. Gene Ontology annotation, cellular component: Golgi apparatus; endoplasmic reticulum. The record is from RefSeq and is a predicted model, not a curated record.